Molecule: messenger RNA, 1030 nt
Organism: Ceratina calcarata
Lineage: Eukaryota; Metazoa; Arthropoda; Insecta; Hymenoptera; Apidae
Gene: mdlc
Product: RING finger protein mdlc
Exons: 6
Coding region: 27-1007 (326 amino acids)
Biological process (GO): snoRNA splicing
Cellular component (GO): U2-type spliceosomal complex
Molecular function (GO): metal ion binding
Source: RefSeq, a predicted model, not a curated record
UGAGACUGGUUGUUUACAAAACAAAUAUGGAAGACGCGGAGGCGAAAACAGACAAGAAAAAUUGCAAGUUUUUGUUCAAACGUAGAAAAAUUCGUAACGCAGCGGCGAGGAAACGUAAAACGGCUGAUGACGAAAACGAGAGCAGCGAGGAUGAGACCGCGGUCGUUAAGAAAGAGAAGAAGCAAGAUGAUAAAAAUCCUAUGAGGCAAAGCACAAACACGAGGAGAUUAAAGGGCCAAGAGAUUGACAAUGACAGUAGCGAGGAAGAAAGUAUUACUGUGUCCUAUAAAAGCUCCAGAACUCCCAUGCCAGCUGGGCCAAGCGAUCAGGGGGCAACGGCAAUUUUAGAAACAGAGACGGAGAAGGACAAAGAUGCUCAAGCUUUGUUCGAAAAAGCUCAGAAGAUAAAUGAAGAACUGGAAGGAAAAGAAGAUGAUAAAAUUUAUAGGGGAUUGAACAAUUAUGCUCAAUAUUACAAGAAGAAAGAUACAGCUGCAGGGAAUGCUUCGAGUGGUAUGGUAAGGAAAGGACCGAUCAGAGCCCCGUCCAAUCUUAGAGCAACUGUUAGAUGGGAUUAUCAACCGGAUAUAUGUAAAGACUACAAAGAAACCGGCUUCUGCGGUUUCGGAGACAGCUGUAAGUUUCUUCAUGACCGUUCGGAUUACAAAUUGGGCUGGCAACUGGAAAGAGAAGCAGCUACAGGGGAAUACAAUAACAGCGGCGACGAAGAUGACAAGAAAUACGAAAUCGACAGUGACGAGGAAACAUUACCGUUCAAAUGUUUCAUAUGCCGGAACAGUUUCACCGAUCCCGUGGUUACAAAAUGCAAACAUUAUUUCUGCGAAAAGUGCGCCUUGGAACAUUACAGGAAGAGCACGAGAUGUUACAUAUGUAAUGUGCAAACAAAUGGCAUGUUCAAUCCAGCCAAGGAAUUGAUUGCGCGAACGAAACUGGAAGAAAAAGCGAAAGCUGCUGAAAAUUAUGAUAAUGAUGUUUCCGAUGAUUAAUAAAGUAUAUAAUUUUUAUUCAA